This is a messenger RNA of Callorhinchus milii (elephant shark), 5345 nucleotides long. It is a transcript of the gene rab3gap2, whose product is annotated as RAB3 GTPase activating protein subunit 2 (non-catalytic). The record is from RefSeq and is a predicted model, not a curated record. The transcript is spliced from 35 exons. The coding region runs from base 77 to 4219 and encodes 1380 amino acids. Gene Ontology annotation, biological process: regulation of GTPase activity. Lineage: Eukaryota; Metazoa; Chordata; Chondrichthyes; Chimaeriformes; Callorhinchidae.
GAGAGAGAGAGAGAGAGGAGGCACAGACAGACGGACAGACACAGGAGCAGAGUCUGGAGUCUGACACCACCCCGAGAUGGCCUGUUCCCUGGUGCAGUUCUGCGGCUUUCAGGACCUGCGAUCAGUCCGGGACUUCCUCUUCCCGCUUCUCAGGGACCAGAGCCGAAAGCUCGACAAGGAACUCAACUGGGAAGAGGAUGACUGGGGAGCGUGGGAAGGUGGUGAAUUGAAAGAACCUGAGGAAGAUGCUUCUGCAGGUCAAAUAUCAUUUUCAUGGCUCCAGGACUGUGCGAUUUCACUUUCUCCAACCAAUGAUCUAUUGGUGAUUGCAAGGGAACAGAAAGCUGUCUUUUUAGUGCCAAAAUGGAAAUUUAAUGAGAAAGGCAAAGAUGAAAUGCAGUACUGUGUCGCUUGGAGUGGUACCUUGAUUGCUGAAGAGGGUGAAUGUGUCAGCAGUGCCAUUUGCAUUCCACUUGCAAGCCAGAAAAGGAGUUCCACAGGCCGACCAGACUGGACAUGUAUAAUUGUUGGUUUUACCUCGGGUUAUGUGCGAUUUUACACUGAGAAUGGUGUACUGCUGUUAGCACAAAUUCUAAAUGAAGAUCCAGUUCUGCAGCUGAAGUGUCGAACAUAUGAGAUUCCCAGACAUCCUGGUGUAACAGAACAGCAUGAAGAGUUGAGUAUCCUUUAUCCAACUGCUCUUGUGACCAUAGAUGGAUUCAGCCUCUUUCAGUCACUUCGUGCCUGUCGAAAUCAGGUAGCAAGAGCUGCUGCUUCAGGGGCUGAGAACAUACAACCUCCACCACUGGCAUACAAGAAAUGGGGCUUGCAAGAUGUUGAUAUGAUAGUGGACCAUGCAAGCAUAGGAAUUAUGACCCUUUGCCCAUUCGAUCAGUUGAAGACAGCCUCAGUUUUAGGUGGCUUUAAUGCAACAAUAAAGAGCAGCCCACCUGCCAUGUCCCAAUAUGUGACAGUGGGGUCUAGUCCUUUCACAGGAUUCUUUUAUGCCCUGGAGGGUAGCACACAACCUUUGCUGUCCCAUGUUGCUUUAGCAGUUGCCAGCAAGCUGACAUCAGCCUUAUUUAACGCAGCCAGUGGAUGGCUUGGGUGGAAGAGCAAGCAUGAAGAAGAGCCUUUGCAGAAACAGAAACCAAAGGUUGAACCUGCUACUCCCCUUUCAGUGAGGUUUGGAAUCCCAGAUUCUCGCCGGCGCGGUGAGACAAUUUGUCUUUCACCUUGUAACACCCUGGCAGCCGUCACUGAUGAUUUUGGCCGUGUCAUUUUAUUAGAUGUAAUGAGGGGUGUUGCAAUACGCAUGUGGAAAGGAUACCGCGAUGCACAGGUAGGCUGGGUCCAGGUGAUGGAAGACCUACACGAAAGAGAAGCAGAAAAAGGCAAUUUCUCUCCUUUCAGUAAUCCUACAGGCCCAAAUCGUGUCGCCCAGUUCCUGGUAAUCUAUGCCCCGAGGAGAGGAAUCCUGGAAGUUUGGAGCACCCAGCAAGGUCCCAGGGUAGGAGCAUUCAAUGUGGGAAAACACUGCAGGUUAUUGUAUCCUGGAUACAAGAUAAUGGGAUUGAACAAUGUAACCAGUCAAGGUUGGCAACCACAAACCUAUCAGAUCUGUUUGAUCGAUCCAGUAAAUGGUAACGUGAAGACCAUCAAUGUUCCUUUCCAUCUUGCUCUUAGCGAUAAGAAGAGUGAAAGAGCAAAGGAUAUGCAUCUCCUGAAACGGUUAACUGCUUUGUUGAAAGCCAAAGUCGCUAACCCUGAAAGUUUAGAAACUGAAAUAAAGACACAUCUGCUUGAUAUUAAGUAUCCUGCUAUGAAAAAACAGGCCUUGGAACGAAUGCUGAUGAGUAAGAACAUUCCACUCUCCAGCCUAACUCAUCUAAUCCAGGCAUUACUUGACAGCAUAAAGAAUCAGGAUCCUGAAAGUGUGGAUGAAGGAUUAUUACAGCUGUGUGUCAGCCAGUUAAAACUUCUUCAGCUUUAUACAAGUGUCAACAAACUCAACUCUCAGGAUCUACAUCAGGAGCCCAACAGCACCAAUAUUGAGCUGGCUACUUUGUUAAGGCUGGAGGAAAAAGAAGCUGCUCGAAUUCAAUUACUCCUGGAUAAUUACAGACAGGAGAACACCAGGGCUACAGUCCAGUUUGAGGAAGACAAAAGCUGCAAGCUACCAGUCCACAAAUUCCUGGAAUAUCUUGAAUAUGAAAAUGAUGUGGUUAAUGUAAAGAAAUUGGGUGAAGAUGAAUGUGUGGCUUUGGGCAGCUUUCUUUUCUGGAAGUGCAUGUGUGGGGAAAGCUCUGCAGAGGAAACAUGUCCUAUAUUCGAGUCAGCAGGAAUGAAACCUCAACAAUUAUUGUCUCUGUUUCUCAGUGUGUGGUUCUCUAGGGAGAAAGAAAUCCUCAAUAAGCAACAGUCCAUCAGUUAUCUCUGUACAACUCUGUCUCUCUUAAGCAGGAUGAAAGGGGCCGUUGAUGUCGCGUGGGACCUUCAGUCGGUAUCUCCAUGGUGGCAGCAGAUGCGCACUGUAUGUGCACAGGCAGAGAAUAACGGUGCUGCAUUGUUAGCCGCACUUGUCGGCAGGAGUAUAGCUAUCAGUGCAACAAAUGGCCUGACGGAGAGAGAUAGUUCCCAACAGAUGACGCUUUUGUGUUCGGAUGGAAUGACUGAUUCCUGGGAAGCGUUGUCUCUUGACUUGGAACAUUGGAACCUAUUGCUCAGGCAGCUUGAGGAUUGCCUGGUGCUACAAACCCUCCUCCACAGCAAAGUGAAUAAGCUGCUGAGCUCCACACACCAACACUUGGAGCCACUUACCCGGCUUUCUGUCAAGAAACUUCUGGAAGGGGGUCGAGGAGUUGUUGCUGAUGGUGUGGCAAAAUGGGUUUUUAAGUUGGACCUCGCUCCCUGCAUUCUGAGACAAGCUCAGCUAUCCAAGAAAUCCGAAAAUACAGAGGAAUCCAUAGAAGUGGACAACAAUAUUUUUAUGAAUGAGAAAUACAAAGAGUUAGGCCUGGAAAGGAUAGUAGAGUUGCUUCAUUUGGUGUAUGAACGAUAUCCCUGCAGUCUGGAGUCUGAUGUUCUUCAUGCUCAUUGUUGCUGGGAGUAUGUGGUGCAAUGGAACAAAGAUCCAGAGGAAGGCAGUUUCUUGAGCAGAUCUGUGGACCACCUGAAGUACAUAGGAAAUGCCCACAUUCAGCAUGGUAUUUCUGUAAUGAUGUGGAACACCUUUAUAGUAAAGAGGCUGUCGGCAGCUGCUUACCUAAUGGAUAAGGUUGGUAAAGCUCCAAAGGACAGGCUGUGUAGACGAGAUGUAGGAAUGAGCGACACUGCUAUGACAUCUUUCCUUGGCUCCUGCUCACUGCUUAUUCAAACACUAAUGGAGGCUGAAGUGAGCAGAGAUGAAAUGAGGGAACCUUGUCUGGACAUUGAGGACUCCUGGUUAUCUGUGGAGGGUCCAACUUCAAUAGUGGAUCUGGCUCUGGAGCAAAGACAUGUCCAUUAUCCUUUGGUUCAGCACCACUAUAUCCUGUGUGUCAUCAUGUAUGCAAUAAUGCUUUUUGGGAUGAAAUCUGUCAAACUCUUCAGCCUAUUUGACAAUAGGGGCAAAACUGCAUUUUUCAAAGACCUGGUGUCAAUCCAGUUGCUGCCAAGUGGAGAUAUGGACCCAAACAUUGUCUCCUUCAGACAACAGUUUCUAAUGAAGAUUGUCACAGCUGCAGUGCAAGAACUCGGAAAGUCUCCAAAGACCGAUGGUGCCUCUGAACAAUCUACUCAAGAGCAAAAUGAAAACUGGGCGGCAAUGGCUAUAGAGCUGGCUCAGAACCUCCAAGUGAAUGAGGAUGUGAUCCGGCGUCAAUAUGUGUGUGAGCUGUACAGCUAUGGAAUUGACCAGAUUGGUGAAGAGGCCAUUCUCCAGGUGCAUGACCAAGAGGUGCUGGCAUCACAGUUGCUUGUGCUAACAGGGCAGAGGCUUGCAUACGCUCUACUUCAUACACAAACCAAGGAAGGCAUGGAGCUACUGGCCAGGCUCCCUCCGAUGCUAUGUACAUGGCUUAAGGCCAUGAACCCUCAAGAUCUUCAGAACACUAAUGUGCCAAUUGCAGCAACAUCUAAACUGGUAAACAAAGUGAUAGAACUCUUACCUGAGAACCAUGGCCAGUACAACUUGGUCCUGCAUCUAUUGGAGGCAGUCGAAGCCAUGUCCCCUUCAUGACAAGCAGUUACCAAUUUGUAUAUCAAUACAAGUGCGACUUAAAGGAACACUUAAAUUAAUGGAAUAUUGCUUUGGUUUGAUGUAUUAUUCACAUUAGAUCUAUAUGAGGAGUGUGGGAUUGUUUGAUGUAAAUAGGCCAUUUUGAGUUGUUGAAAUCAUGUUUUGAAUGGGCAUUGUCAUGGCUGUGAAUUCAGUCCAUGAUUAGUUUCCAAUUUCUUUUGUUUGAUACAUGUUCCACACAAUGCAUGUCCAGUGUUACAUAACUGAACUUUUCUUCACCUAUAUCAAGUUAUUUUACCGCGAAAAGUUGAUAUUGUCAUGGUUCUGCAGCAUUUUGUGAUCCAGAAAGGUGGAAGAGAUGCAAGAAGCAAAUGAUACCGUAUUACAUGUGUAGUGCAUGAGUUAACCUGUGUGGUCUCAUUUUUAUGGUACAAGCCAUAUAACUUGUAACAAACUCCUCUUCCCACUAUUCUAUUAGCAGUGGAUUGUUUGGAGCACUAUUGAACGGGAAUGUUACAUACUCGUUUCCCUCUUGUCUGAAGUUAACACAUUAAAUCCAAGUGAAAAGCUGACUUUUCUCACCAUUUUACCAACUAAUUUGCUGACUUUGUGAAGACUAUUUAAUGUUUAUCAGCCAAUACAAUUGUGUUUAAGCCAUUUUAAGAGAUAAAUUAUCACUUUCGCACAACUCCUGGCAGUUUUUAAAAUUGUAAAACUUUAAUGUUUCAGGAUUCUUAAUGUAAAGAUGUUUUACUCCCUCAAUUAGUCAUGCAUUUUGUAGAAGUUGACAAAGUAGAGAGUAGAUGAACCUUUGUGGGAAAAAAAGAAUAUUGUAGCAACAAUGGUCAGAGAUACCAAUAACAAUUUAUCAAUGUGUACAGCAACUUUGCCGCACUAUUUAGUGGAUGUGGAACCACUAGUCUUAUGUAAAGCAGAUUGUAAAUUAAUGUUUAUUGCUUUAGACUCAUCAACCAAAUAAAUAAAAUGUUUAAAAUAACUGGGCCAGAGAUGCUUUUUUGUUCCUUUAUAUUCAGAACAAGUGUACCUAGUGUUUCUCGAGUGCUCAUCUGAGUGGGUGAUUAUCUGGUAAACACUGUUCUAUGAAAUACAAGAUUUAGGUGUAAAA